AUGUUCAUCGUUUCCUACUUCCUCAAAAUCUUACAACUUAAUGAUAGCAGUGAAAUAAUUUCGUCAGUUUUAUAUUUGACUUCUCAGUCAUCUUUUAGUUAUCUAGCUUUUUUUUUUCAGGAUUGCCUAGUGACACGUAGGGAAUGUGACGCAUUCACAUGCAGUAAUCCACAACCGGAUUCGGUACUCAACUGUACGGCACUUCUGAUAUUAAUACACUCUUGUACUUCCCGAAAUCAGAAACUCUCUUCUGAAAAAUGUCCGUCGAUAUGUGGUAAAUGCGACGUGAAGAAUGCGAAUUUAUGCAAGGACCUCGCCGACAGCUCUGUCUGCUCCACAUUGAAAUUUUGUAACUCAGUCGAAUUUUACGACAACACGAGUGAACAAUGUGCAUCUACAUGCAACCGUUGCCCUGUUGGUGGUCAGAGUCGAGUUCGUUUUCCUGUUUUUCUCGCAAAUUGUACGACAAGAAAAGAGCUAUGCACAAAUCCCAGUUACGAUGGUCUGAUGCAUCGCGAAUGUGCAAAAACAUGCAAUAAAUGUGAUGGAUGCUUUGAUGCUAGUGUGAACUGUGAUUCUUGGAUGGCGAAUGGCUUCUGCACGAAAUCUGAUCCUGUGACACGAAAACGAUAUUGUGCGAGAACAUGCAAAAUGUGCCCGAUUUGA
Molecule: messenger RNA, 666 nt
Organism: Angiostrongylus costaricensis
Lineage: Eukaryota; Metazoa; Nematoda; Chromadorea; Rhabditida; Metastrongylidae
Source: the annotation of a GenBank genome assembly